Molecule: messenger RNA, 3159 nt
Organism: Scedosporium apiospermum
Lineage: Eukaryota; Fungi; Ascomycota; Sordariomycetes; Microascales; Microascaceae
Product: Sec23/Sec24 trunk domain-containing protein
Exons: 5
Coding region: 1-3159 (1052 amino acids)
Biological process (GO): COPII-coated vesicle cargo loading; intracellular protein transport; endoplasmic reticulum to Golgi vesicle-mediated transport
Cellular component (GO): endoplasmic reticulum exit site; COPII vesicle coat
Molecular function (GO): zinc ion binding; SNARE binding
Source: RefSeq, a predicted model, not a curated record
AUGGCCGACUAUUCGAUGUACCACGCCCUCGGCCAGGGAGAGCAGAUCGACCCCAAUGACCCUAAUCGAACGAGCCAACCUGCCCCUCCCCAAUUCAACCCUCCGAUCGCGCCCCAGCCAUACCAGCAAGGUGCGCCCUAUGGCAGUCCUGCCGCGCCUCAACAACCCUUCUACGGCGGACAGCCGCCUCCGGCCGGUCAUCACCCGCAACAACAGCCUCUAGGAUAUGGCGCUCCACCACAGCCUGGUGCCGUGGCCCCUGGUGCCGACGAUGGCCUCGCCGCUCAGAUGGGAGGGAUGUCGCUUGGUGCUGGCGAGGGACACCACACUAUGCGGAGGAAGAAGAAGGACCGCCAUGCAUUUCACAACGUUGAGGCCCCCGCGGCCCCCCUCGGUGUCGGUGCUCCUGCCUUUGGUGCUAUUCCCAGCGCUGCUGCGCCCUCUCCUGGAGCUCCCGCAGGAUUCUUCUCUCCCGAUGCCGGCGCGGGGCCCCAGCUUUUGAGCCCUGCCCAAGGUUUCGCUCCCGCCAUGAGCCCCGGUCUUAGUCCCAGCCUGGGGGGCAGCCAAUUCCCUCCUUCGGCGAACCCCGCCUUCUCUCCGGUACCCACCUCCCCCGCCGGCUUGGGGCUGUCCGCGCCUGGAACAAGUGUCCCUGUAGGAGGAGGAGGUUCCGGCUUCGGUGCUGCUCCUGGUGGCCCCGCGACAGUCACGCCGGACGAUCUGCCUAGUGUGCCAAUGAUGCGCGAUUCAACCCAGCAGUAUUUCCUCCGAAAUACUUACCCCACGUUCGAGCGACACGUUCCCCCGCCAGCCUCCAUAUCCUUCCGCGCAUUCGACCAGGGCAAUGCGUCACCCAAGUUUGCCCGUCUGACCAUGAACAGCGUCCCUGCAACGGGCGAUGGACUUAAUACGUCAUCCCUACCUCUCGGUCUCAUUCUCCAACCCCUCGCCGCUCUUGCGCCCGGUGAGCUACCCAUCCCCGUGCUCGACUUCGGCGAAGCGGGACCGCCGCGAUGCAGGCGCUGCCGAACCUACAUCAACCCCUUCAUGAUGUUCCGCAACGGCGGCAACAAGUUUGUCUGCAAUCUCUGCUCUUAUCCCAACGAGACGCCCUCCGAGUACUUCUGCGCGACUACGCCCGCGGGCGUCAGGGUCGAUCGCGAUCAGCGCCCCGAGCUUACCCGCGGAACCGUCGAGUUUGUCGUGCCCAAGGAGUACUGGACUCGCGAGCCUGUGGGUAUGCGCUGGCUGUUCCUGAUUGAUGUUACGCAGGAGUCCUUCAACAAGGGGUUCCUGGAGGCUUUCUGCGAGGGUAUACUAGCGGCUCUCUAUGGUGGCGAGGACGGCGAGGAGGAUGAGAACGGUGAACCGAAGCGCCAGAUUCCCAAGGGUGCCAAAGUUGGCUUCGUCACCUUUGACAAGGAUAUUCACUUUUACAAUGUCAAGCCAAGCCUUGAACAAGCUCAGAUGAUGAUCAUGCCCGAUGUUGAGGAUCCUUUCGUUCCCCUGAGCGAAGGCCUCUUCGUAGAUCCCUAUGAAUCAAAGGCCGUCAUCACCUCUCUCCUUACGAGGCUUCCCACCAUCUUCUCUACCAUUAAGAACCCCGAGCCCGCGCUCCUUCCUGCUCUCAACGCCGCCUUCGCUGGCCUCGAAGCUACGGGAGGCAAGAUCAUUUGCUCAGCGGCGGCGCUUCCUACUUGGGGGCCCGGGCGGCUGUUUAUGCGAGACGACGGGAAGCAUAUCGGAGGAGAGAUUGAUAAGAAGCUGCUUACGACCGAGCAUCCUCUUUGGACAAAGCUUGGCGAGCGCAUGGCCGCUGCGGGUGUCGGUGCCGACUUUUUCCUAGCCUCGCCUUCUGGCGGCUACUUGGACGUUGCUACGAUAGGCCACGUUUCCUCAUCCACUGGCGGUGAGACUUUCUACUACCCCAACUUCAUCGGCGGACGCGACAACGCGAAGCUUUCUUCCGAAAUCAAGCACGCCGUCACACGCGAGUCAGGUUACCAAGCGCUCAUGAAAGUGCGAUGCUCGACCGGUCUCCAAGUCGCCGAAUACUUCGGCAACUUUAUCCAGCACUCGUUCGGCGCAGACCUCGAGAUCGGCGUAAUCGACGCCGACAAGGCCAUCGGCGUCAAGUUCUCGUACGACGGCAAGCUCGACCCCAAGCUCGACGCGCACUUCCAGUCGGCGCUCCUCUACACGACGGCGAGCGGCGAGCGGCGCGUGCGGUGCACCAACGUGAUCGCCAGCGUCAGCGAAAACACCCGCGACUGUAUGAAGUUCGUCGACCAGGACGCCGUGUACAGCAUGAUCGCCAAGGAAGCCGUGACGAAGCUGGCCGCGACGUCGAGCAACUUCCGCGAUGUGCGCAAUUGGCUCACGGAGCGGACGAUCGAAAUACUUGCUAGCCACCGCAAGCACUUCACCUCGCAGAGCGCGCCACCGGGUCAGCUGAUCCUCCCCGAGCGCCUCAAGGAGUUCGCCAUGUUCAUGCUCUGCCUCGUCAAGUGCCGCGCCUUCAAGGGUGGUAACGAGACGUCGGACCGCCGCGUGCACGAGCUGCGCAUGAUCCAGUCCAUCGGCGCGCAGGAACUCAGCCUGUACCUGUACCCGCGCAUCAUCCCCAUCCACAACCUCGAGGCCACGGAUGGCUUCGUCGACUCCGAGACGGGCGAGCUCAAGUUACCCCCCGCCAUCCGCGCGUCCUUCUCCAAGGUCGAGCCAGGCGGCGUCUACCUCGCCGACAACGGCCAGCAGUGCCUCGUCUGGUUCCACGCGCAGACGUCGCCCGACCUCAUCGCCGACCUGUUCGGCUCCGAGUACCGCUCGCUGCAAAGCCUCGAUGCGUACACUUCGACGCUGCCCGUGCUCGAGACGCACCUUAACGCCCAGGUGCGCAAUAUCCUCGAGUUCCUGAAGACGCAGAGGGGAUCGAAGGCGGCGACGGUUCAACUCGCGAGGCAGGGGAUAGAUGGCGCGGAGUAUGAGUUUGCGAGGAUGUUGGUGGAGGAUCGGAAUAAUGAGGCGCAGAGUUAUGUGGAUUGGCUUGUGCAUGUGCAUAAGGCUAUUCAACUCGAGCUUAAUGGGUCUAGGAAGAGGGAAGAUAAGAGCGAAGGAGGAAUCUCGUCUUUCGCCGGCUUCAGACCGAACUAUUGGUAG